GAAAAUUAUUAAUUUAAAAGACCAAGAAAAGGAUAAGUUGUUACAAUCGUUAUCGAAACCAAAAAGUAUAUCGACUUCUCUCGCAGAGAAACGAUAAAGAAUGAAUAUCGCGAAAUGCAAUGUUGUUGAAUUAGUAUUUUAAUUUAAUUUAAAUAAAUUUAAUUUAACGGCAAAUAAAUUAUCUACUUAGAUGGGUGACGCGGUCAAUGGUAAGAAAUUAUUUAUGAAGAUGUGUGCUUCAUGUCAUACUAUGGAAAAAGAUGGGAAACAUAAGCUAGGUCCUAACCUGCAUGGUAUCAUGGGCAAAACUUGUGGAACUACUUCAGGAUUUAAUUUUACAGAAGCUAUAAAAGAAAAAGCGAUUGUGUGGGAUGAAAAGACCUUAAAUGAAUUUUUAGAAUUUCCUCAAAAAUUUAUUCCGGGAACAAAAAAGACAUUUUUCGUCAAAAAUGCCGAGGAUCGAAAAGAUUUGAUCGCUUUUCUAUCUACUUUGAAGUUUUAAUAGAAUAAUUGUCUACUUGCGACAUAAAUAUGACAAUAUCAGCUAUCGGUGCUUAAUCAUAAAGAAUGAUAAUA
Molecule: messenger RNA, 576 nt
Organism: Pogonomyrmex barbatus (red harvester ant)
Lineage: Eukaryota; Metazoa; Arthropoda; Insecta; Hymenoptera; Formicidae
Product: cytochrome c, testis-specific-like
Molecular function (GO): heme binding; electron transfer activity
Source: RefSeq, a predicted model, not a curated record